This is a messenger RNA of Penaeus monodon (black tiger shrimp), 466 nucleotides long. RefSeq names its product probable H/ACA ribonucleoprotein complex subunit 1-like protein. Bases 76 to 381 code for a protein of 101 amino acids. NCBI's taxonomy places the organism in Eukaryota, Metazoa, Arthropoda, Malacostraca, Decapoda, Penaeidae. The record is from RefSeq and is a predicted model, not a curated record. The transcript has 2 exons.
CCCCUUGCAGAUUGUGCAUAGAUUGUCCAUCCCUUGGAUAGGAGCCGAGUCUCUCUCGCGUGCAAAACCUUUAACAUGAAUCUGUUGUCGACGGUUCUGGCUCUGUUCGUGGCCAUAGCAGGCUUGGUCACCCUCACCAGUGCCAUGCCUGAGGCUUUGGCUAACCCUAACCCCGUGGCUGACCCCGAUCCCUUCAAAUAUAAAGGCGGCGGUGGAUUCUACGGAGGAGGAUUCCGAGGGGGAUAUGGAGGUUUCAGGGGGGGAUAUGGAGGUUUCAGGGGGGGUUACGGAGGUUUCAGUAAAGGUACGGAGGCUACGGAGGCUACGGUUUCGGCAAGAAGUAUUUCGGCUAAAGGCUCUGUUAUCUCGGUUGCCUCAUAAUCAGGCUUUCCCUUCAGACGAACCUAAAAAAAAUAAGUUCAUGUCGACUGUAUCUUUCAUCCGGAAAAUAAAUCAUACAAACUGA